Molecule: messenger RNA, 1272 nt
Organism: Asparagus officinalis (garden asparagus)
Lineage: Eukaryota; Viridiplantae; Streptophyta; Magnoliopsida; Asparagales; Asparagaceae
Product: carbonyl reductase [NADPH] 2
Exons: 4
Coding region: 280-1080 (266 amino acids)
Source: RefSeq, a predicted model, not a curated record
ACUUCCCUCUAGCUCUUAUUCUAAUAAUUUCACCGAUCCAAACUUUUCCAAUUUUGGCUUUCUCCUCUCAAAUUUUCACAAUUCCCCAAUACGUUUGACCGAAUUACCCACUUUCUACCUAUUUAUCGUGUCCAUCAAAAUCGCGUCGUCUCAGACGUGUUCAAGUUCCUUAAAAUUAAUCACUUUUUCAUGAUCAAGAUGUCCUCUUUUUGAGUUGGGUAUCUGCAACUUGAGAUUUGAGCGUUGGAUUUUUGUUUUUUUGUUUGGUAGCUUGAGAGAAUGGAGAGCAGUGGGAGAAGGGUUCUGUUGACUGUGAGUGGAGACGAGAUCUCGAGAGGGAUUGCUUAUCAUUUGGCCAAGAGUGGCUGCAGGUUAGUUCUAGCGGGUGAUGAAAGUUGUCUCCGAAGCAUGGCCGAGGAGAUUAUGGGUUCUUUGAAGGGAAUUAAUCGGGUUGAAGUGGUUGGAUUGAAUAUGGAAGAAGAUAAGGAGGCAACAUUCGAUGGGGUUGUGGACAUUGCAUGGAAGCUCUUAGGAUCAUUGGAUGCUUUUGUCAAUUGUUAUGUUUAUGAAGGAAAGAAUCAAGAACCUCUGCAGAUUUCUGAAGAGGAGUACAAAAAGACAGUAAAGAUAAAUGUCAUGGCACCAUGGUUUUUGCUUAAGGCUGUUUCUAAAAGAAUGCGGGAUUUCAAAACUGGAGGAUCUAUUGUGUUCUUGACCUCAAUAUUAGGUGCAGAAAGAGGAUUGUAUCCCGGGGCUGCUGCCUUUGGUUCAUGCAUGGCUUCAAUACAACAAUUAGUUCGAAUAUCAGCAAUGGAGAUGGGGAAGCACAGAAUCCGUGUCAAUGGCAUUUCUCGAGGCCUUCACCUAGGCGAUGUGUACCCAACGGCUAUAGGAAGGGAGAAAGCUGAGAAGCUUACUUCUGAGGUGAUGCCUCUUCAGAGGUGGCUCGAUCCCAAGAAUGACUUGGCUUCCACCGUGCUCUACUUGGUGUCUGAUGACUCCCGCUACAUGACUGGCACAAGCAUCUUUGUGGAUGGAGCUCAAUCGCUUGUGAGGCCUCGAAUGAGAUCGUUCAUGUGAUGCCGAACAGUCAUGUUGGAGCCUGCUAGAAUAAGUUAAACAUUUCCAUUGUUUUUUUUUUGUGAGAAUAAUAUCAUAAGUUUUUAAAUUAUUAGAUGAACAUCACAAACCUUUCGUGAUUAUCCAACAAAAGAGGAGAGUUGCACUAUAUUUAACUGAAUUGAAAAAAAUUGCUUGUGUUUUAAGGAAAAA